Molecule: messenger RNA, 1552 nt
Organism: Pieris napi
Lineage: Eukaryota; Metazoa; Arthropoda; Insecta; Lepidoptera; Pieridae
Exons: 10
Coding region: 82-1071 (329 amino acids)
Source: RefSeq, a predicted model, not a curated record
UCAUCUGUGGUUCACACAGACUGCACAGAGUACUCCUAAGUAUAAAACUUUGAUCGCGAAAUUUUAAAAUUGAAACUACAAAUGCGAAGUGAAAUGGCAUCUAAAAAUCUUGGAUCAUCAAAAUUUGUCGCAGUGUAUCGUCUAGAUUUCUACAAAAACAAGGAAAAAUGGAAAUUAUCUGACCAAAAGAGAACUGAAAGUAAUAAAAAAACCACACUAAACAUAACAUUUGAUAUGGAACAAAGAGAUAAUUUAAAUGAUGCAUUUAUUGAGACCGGCUCUGAAUCGGAAAAGGUGUCUAAAGCAGAUUCAUCCCUCCGGCCAUCGAACCUGUCCCAACAAUGGCUGGAGAAUGUCAAUAUUUGGCCCGCUGACAUUCAAAAUACGCACAAGGCGUUAUUAAUGGGACAGGUAGAGGACGAUGAUAUGAUAUGUGAUGGAAAAGGGCAGAGCGAUGCUAAAUCACCGUUUACAUUGCAAGAAUUUAAGCCCACUACAAUGCCUGCAGCAUACCAAAAUCCAUGCGAAAUAGAAUACUGUGGUUUUGAUCAUGGUGAUAACUUGGAGUUUCGUGGUUAUAGGGGUACUGAAACGAGAAAUGUGUUUCCCGAAAUACAAUGGAUGGAUGUACAGGAAAUUGACUCUGGAGAUGCGAGUGAGUUACCAACAGAUGUGCUGCCUCUGAAUGAACAGUUUUUUGAGGAACAGAAAUUGUCAGUUUCCGUGGACAGCUACAGUGCUUUCUGCCGCGGGGCCGAUCUCAAUCCCCACUGCUCGGAGAUGGAGUUGCCACUUAAUGAUUCGAUGAAGGAACCAGAUGCAAAUACGAUUGCUCGCAUGUCGUCCACUGAACUGAACAACUCCAUACAAAUGCACGCCAGAGCCCUGUCCUUAUUGCUGAGAGAAAAUAACGAAAGACUGAAGUUACGCCAAUCCGGUGCCAAUGUGACCAACGAAGACGCGGAUGUCACCCGUGACCAUGCGGAGUUUGUGGCCGGGUCAUUCCGCAAUAGAGACUAUUGUGUCCACAUCGAAUACGGUCGACCCGUGAGACUUUUCCCAUGCACUUAAGUAUUUACAUCAAAAAAGUGAAAUUGUUUCAUUAUACCUUUUUUUUCAUCUAAAGUUAAUGUUAUCUCUGUCUUUCAUUACAUAUAAACAAGAGACAACAUUAUAUAUAUACUAUAAAAUGGGACGGUACAGUGUCGUUUCUUUCUUUCGUGUAAGAUCUUACGUAGUUUACUUUUUUGCUGACUGUUCACUUGUUCCUUCGUGAUUUCUGAACUAACACAUAUAAUACAUGGUUAACUUGUUAAUUUGUAUGCUGACUGAACAAUAAAUUAAGUCUGAUUUCUUUAUUUAAUUGACAAAAUUUAAUUUUGUAUAAUUCUUAAUAUCCACUUAACGACUUUACUUUGCUGACGGUACAUUGUAAACACGUUGCCAAAUUAAGUGUAAAGUCAAUUGUCAAAAUUCCUGCGAAAUGUGAGAAAUGUCAAGUUAAUUCCAAAGUUAGAAUAAGUUUUGAUUUUUAUAAAGUUUAUUUUGCAAA